This is a messenger RNA of Dipodomys spectabilis (banner-tailed kangaroo rat), 519 nucleotides long. RefSeq names its product tripartite motif-containing protein 43-like. Gene Ontology annotation, molecular function: zinc ion binding. NCBI's taxonomy places the organism in Eukaryota, Metazoa, Chordata, Mammalia, Rodentia, Heteromyidae. The coding region runs from base 1 to 519 and encodes 172 amino acids. The transcript has 2 exons. The record is from RefSeq and is a predicted model, not a curated record.
AUGUUACUUAACUUUGUACAGUGGAUUAGAUUCUGCAAGUGUAAUGAUAUACCUUUGACUCAGGCCUUCCAGAAGGAAUUGAGAUGUGCCAUCUGUAUAAAUACUUUUAUAGAGCCAGUCACCCUAGAGUGCGGAUACAGUUUUUGUCGACCUUGUCUCUGCCUCAGCUGGGAAGAGACCCAGAUUCCAGCCAGGUGCCCUGUGUGCAGGGGACCCUGCCAGCAGAGAGACCUCAAAACCAACGUGGUUCUCAGGAGCCUGGUGGCCAUUGCCAGAAGAGCCAGCCUCAGGCAUUUUCUGAGCUCUGAGGAAUACAUGUGUGGGACACACAGGGAGACAAAGCAGAUGUUCUGUGAGGUAGACAGGGCCCUGCUCUGUAGGAGCUGCUCCCAGUCUCAGGAGCACAGGGCUCACAAACACCAUCCCAUAGAUAGGGCUGCUGAGGAGCAGAGGGAGAUGAUUUCAAAGCAGAUGCAUGCUGUAUGGGAAAAGACUCAAGAAAACCAGCACAAUUUAUAG